Etheostoma cragini (Arkansas darter) is the source of this 490-nucleotide messenger RNA. RefSeq names its product antioxidant 1 copper chaperone (gene atox1). The transcript has 3 exons. Gene Ontology annotation, molecular function: copper chaperone activity; metal ion binding. Gene Ontology annotation, biological process: copper ion transport. The record is from RefSeq and is a predicted model, not a curated record. Gene Ontology annotation, cellular component: cytosol. Lineage: Eukaryota; Metazoa; Chordata; Actinopteri; Perciformes; Percidae. Bases 163 to 369 code for a protein of 68 amino acids.
UUUAAACCGGAAAUCCGGUUGUUCUGUUGAUCGAAGCUAGCUAGCUUCACAAAGCAAACGUUGUAGGGAAAUUCUUGAGCCGUUUACUGCACUUCCAACAUUUUCAAGUCAUUCAGAGGCAAAAGUCCACUGCUGGUCUGACAACCGAGUUGCGCCACAAAUAUGACCAAGCACGAGUUUGAGGUGGCGAUGACGUGUGAGGGAUGCUCAGGAGCUGUUACCAGAAUCCUCAACAAGCUGGGAGAUGUGAAGUUUGAGAUCGACCUGCCUAAGAAACUGGUUUGGAUCGAGUCCGACAAGGACGUGGAAGUUCUCACGGAGACACUGAAGAAAUGCGGGAAGGAGGUCAAGUACAACGGCACCGUAUGAAGGAGUCUGCUGCACGUAGAACAGGUGCCACGAUGGGGAGACAGGCGUUUAAGCCCAUGUAUUCAUGUUUCUGAUCGCUGUUAACUUUGGGUUAAUCUGAAGGGUUUUUUGUGACCACCAG